CAGCGCCGCCCGGCUCUCCCCGCGGGGGCUCCCGGACCUGCCCUGGGCUCCAUGUAAUGUUCAGAGUCAGAAAUGCCUUAUGUGGAUCGUCAGAAUCGCAUUUGUGGUUUCCUAGAUAUCGAAGAAAAUGAGAAUAGUGGGAAGUUUCUGCGGCGAUACUUCAUUCUGGACACACGGGAGGACAGUCUGGUGUGGUACAUGGAUAACCCACAGAAUCUUCCCUCUGGAUCUCCACCGGUUGGAGUCAUUAAACUUACUUAUAUUUCAAAGGUUAGCGAUGCAACUAAGCUAAGACCAAAGGCAGAAUUCUGUUUUGUUAUGAAUGCAGGGAUGAGAAAAUAUUUUCUACAAGCCAAUGAUCAGCAAGACCUAGUGGAAUGGGUAAAUGUUCUGAAUAAAGCUACCAAAAUCACAGUACCAAAGCAGCCCGAUCCUCUGUGUCAAAUGGAUAAUGCUAAUCGUCAAGUUGAAAGUCCAGGUGCAAAGAAGCAAGUGUCUUACAGGACAGAAAUAGUUGGUGGUGUCCCUAUCAUUACGCCCACACAGAAAGAAGAAGUCAAUGAGUGCACUGAAGGGGGUGAUAGAAAUUAUUUGAAACGGUCACAAAGUCACCUUCCUUAUUUUACUGCCAAACAUCCCCCAGAUAAUGCUAUUAUCAAAGCUGGCUACUGUGUCAAACAAGGAGCAGUGAUGAAGAACUGGAAGAGAAGAUACUUCCAGUUAGAUGAAAACACAAUAGGCUAUUUCAAAUCUGAACUGGAGAAGGAGCCUCUCAGGGUUAUACCACUCAAAGAGGUCCAUAAAGUUCAGGAAUGUAAACAAAGUGAUAUAAUGAUGAGAGACAAUCUCUUUGAAAUUGUAACAACUUCUCGAACCUUUUAUGUACAGGCGGACAGUCCCGAAGACAUGCACAGCUGGAUCAAGGCAAUCUCCGGGGCCAUCGUAGCACAGCGGGGACCUGGGAGAUCAGCAGCUUCUAUGCGGCAGGCCAGAAGGCUGUCGAAUCCUUGUAUACAGAGGAGCAUUCCGAGCCUUCUGCAGAAUCCAACAGCCAUGCUGUCCGUCCUGCCGCCCCCGCAGCCGCCGCACGUCCCGCAGCCUCUCACAGCAGCCCUGUGGUCCCACACGCUGACCCCAGACACCCUGCCCUGGAGAAGCGAGGAUUUCACGAGUCUUUUACCAAGGCCAAGCCAGGGAACUACAAGAUCCAGGUUGUCGCUGCAGGAGACCCAGCUUCCAAAGUGACUGACCGGGGCUCGUGGGAACCCCGAAGUAAAAAUGGCACUCAGGAACAGGAUGCUGGCCUCGUGGAUCUGGAUGAUGCAAGCCUUCCCGUUAGCGAUGUGUAGUCCUGGCGAGCGCAACGGAAGCGUUUGGAGCACGAUCCAUUUGUUCGGUCCUCUAAUUUCCUUGCUUGGACGUUGAACCAAAGAAAAUUAUAGGAAAAAAAAAAAAAAAAA
Messenger RNA from Nothoprocta perdicaria, 1460 nucleotides. RefSeq names its product pleckstrin homology domain containing A1 (gene PLEKHA1). Gene Ontology annotation, cellular component: cytoplasm; membrane. Gene Ontology annotation, molecular function: PDZ domain binding. The transcript has 13 exons. The record is from RefSeq and is a predicted model, not a curated record. NCBI's taxonomy places the organism in Eukaryota, Metazoa, Chordata, Aves, Tinamiformes, Tinamidae. The coding region runs from base 73 to 1245 and encodes 390 amino acids.